Molecule: messenger RNA, 2084 nt
Organism: Folsomia candida
Lineage: Eukaryota; Metazoa; Arthropoda; Collembola; Entomobryomorpha; Isotomidae
Product: SET domain-containing protein SmydA-8
Exons: 3
Coding region: 451-2019 (522 amino acids)
Molecular function (GO): protein binding
Source: RefSeq, a predicted model, not a curated record
ACAUAUGCAUAAGCACAACAUUUCUUGGCUACAAUUCUGCAACAACGACAACUGUGCUCGCACUUUUACUAUAAAUCCUUUCGUCCUUUUCGUUGUUAAUUUUAGCUUUUGUAGCAUUUUCACUAGAAAAAAAUAAUUUGCUCAUUUUUUUCAUUUCUGGCAUCCAAAGUAGAGAGAUUUGCAAUAUAUACUCGCAGAACAUCUCAUUUCAACUCAAGCGAAAUGGAUUUUCCAUUUAGAAAGUGCACUAUGUAGUUAGUAGUUGUUUUGCAUGUGUUUCCCUUUUCAUUGUUCCAGGCCUUUAACCACAGCUCACUAAAAAUAGAACUCGGAUCUCACAAAAAAUGCAGUGUCAGAUUUUUGCGACACAAAUUUCCUCAAGUCCAACAUACUACGCAUUAUUUCAAAGCAGCAUGCAGCAAGUCAAAAAUUAAUUAAAAGCACUUUUCGAUGGAAAAGUGUGCGUUUUGUAACAAGACCUCCCAAGUUUUGCAACUGUGCCCUCAAUGUGAAAAGGUGUGGUAUUGUAAUGAGACUCACAUGAGCCGUCAUUACGCCCAGCACCAGUCAGAAUGCUUUCCUGCCCUCGUUCAGUCUGAGGAGGGGUGUGGUCGCUAUUGGGUCGCAACGCGGGACAUUUCCAAGGGUGAGCUCAUAUUUACAGAGACGGCACUCUGUAAUGGCCCCAAUUCUGAGAGUCCUUCUUUCUCCCCCCUCUAUCCAACCUGCUUGGGAUGUUCGAGGAGCACCAACACGUCGCAUUUCUGCUCAAAGUGUCAUUGGCCCAUGUGUUCCAAGCAAUGUGAAAAAGUUCCACAACAUGCUGACUUUGAGUGCAAAGUGUUUCGCAAGAAUAAGGUCCAUUGGUCAACGAGACCUCAAUACUAUUUGUACAUUCAGCUCCUUCGUGCCCUUCUUCUGAGCACCGUCAAUCCUUCAGCGUUUGAGAAAAUGAUGCAACUAGAGGCUCACGUCCAACCCAGAAAAAAACAUCCUGAAGAAUCUCAACUCUCAAAAUCUUUUUACAAAUUUCUCACCGAGGAGUGUAAUAUUACCCACCACGAUUUUGAUUAUGUCGAUCGAGUUGUGGGAGUCAAUCGUAUUAACUCUUAUUCUGCGGAUGUUUUAAGUACAAAGUCCAAAAAACGAAAUUGCACAGCUUUGUUUGGGCAAAUGAGUUUGCUGAACCACGACUGUCAACCCAAUACUCGGACAGUCAUUUAUGAAAACAACUCGGACCUUUCUUUAAGCCUCGGCCUGUUCGCUUCCGUUGACAUUUGGAAAAAUCAGUGCAUAACACAGCAGUAUCAUCCUGUCGUGAAAGGAACAAUGGUUCGUAGGAAGGCGUUGAAGGAGUGGUUUUUUGACUGUGUUUGCAAAAGAUGCUCUGACCCCACCGAAUUUGGAACCUACUUUUCUUGUCUAAAUUGCUGGAAGUGUGAAGCAGGAUUUCUGUGCCCAGUAAAUCCGUUAGACGAAUGCUCAGCUUGGGUGUGUAACCAACCAGACUGUGGUCAUUCUCUAACGCCAGCCGAAGUUCACACCAUCAUCACGGAGACGGAGCAGGAAAUUGCUAAAAAUGAAAAUAGUGUUCCUCAACUCGAAACUGUGCUGGAUGAACUGAUCUCAAAAAAACAAAUUCAUUGUCAUCAUUACUUGGCAAUCAGUGUGCAGUAUGACAUUACACAGAAAAUUGUGAAAGCACUGAACAACGAGUGUGAGGUGAAUCUAGUUCGGCGUGGGUCUCGUUACUGCCGGAAUAUUUUGAAAGUUGUCAACGUUCUUUGCCCCGGAUUCAGCUAUUACAGAGGAGUCAUUUUGUAUUUUUUGGCCAAUUGUUUCUUUGCUUUGCACGAACUGGACGAGUUACAUGAAAGCACAGAUUGUGAUAUGAAAGAACUCAAGGAAAUCAUUAUGGAAGCAAUUGAAAUCAUGGAGGUUGAGCCUGAAGACAGCACUUAUCACGCAAUGGCUGAUGAGCUCGAAACUUAUCUAAAAGCUUUAUGUAAUUCUAAAUAAAUUAUGCAACGUAUUGAGCACAGAACUUGACCAUGGGUUGAAAAUAAACUCAAUUUCAAUAUUAA